AUGGCCCUAGAUAACCACCCUCUCAAACCAGACGAUGACCUCUCUGGCUUGAAUUUACAUGAUCAUCAUGAUGCUGCCCAUCCUAGUACUGGACCCAAUAAUUUAGCCUCAUCUGCCACUGCCUUUGAUCCCAAUCCUGCUGGAGGACCUGCUCCCGAAGGGAAGAACUCUUCCACCGCUGGCUCAGUUGUUCAGAAAGGUUUUGAUAUUUGCAAAGCCUUGUCAAUAUCACUGUUGAGUUUGGUUGACAUCCGACCAGCCUUCCGGCCUACUGGACAAACAACCUACACUUAA
Messenger RNA from Puccinia graminis f. sp. tritici CRL 75-36-700-3, 294 nucleotides. RefSeq lists its product as uncharacterized. The transcript is spliced from 2 exons. Bases 1 to 294 code for a protein of 97 amino acids. NCBI's taxonomy places the organism in Eukaryota, Fungi, Basidiomycota, Pucciniomycetes, Pucciniales, Pucciniaceae. The record is from RefSeq and is a predicted model, not a curated record.